AUGAACGUCAAUCGCAAGUUCGAUCGCUUCAAGCAAUGGGCGGGGGAGAGAAUGGGCGGCGAGGCCAAAACCACCCUCUCUGAUGACUUCAAAGCAAUGGAGAUGGAGAUGAACGUGCGCCACGAAGGAAUUGACCGUAUCCACAAGGCGACUGGCUCUUACAUCAAGUCCAUUUCGAAGCGGAGCGAAGGUGACGAUAAGGAAAAGACCUUGCCUAUUGCUCAUCUGGGUAGUAGCAUGGUUGGCCAUGGCGAAGACUUCGAUGCGAACUCUGAUUACGGCCGCUGCAUGACCAUGCUUGGAAGGGCUGAAGAGCGCCUGGCUCGUCUCCAGGACGCUUACAUCUCGCAGGUGAAUGCGGGGUGGCUUGAGUCGCUGGAGCAUUCCUUGACUCAGAUGAAGGAGUAUCAGGCCGCUCGCAAGAAGCUUGACAGCCGACGUCUGGCCUACGAUACCUCCCUCUCAAAGAUGGAGAAGGCGAAGAGGGAAGACUUCCGCGUGGAGGAAGAGCUCCGGACACAGAAGGUCAAAUAUGAAGAGGCCAACGAUGAUGUGUCUCGGCGCAUGCAGGAUAUUAAGGAUUCCGAAGUUGACGGUGUUGCGAACCUGGAAGCGUUCCUAGAGGCUCAGCUUGACUAUCACGAGCGCUGCCGCGAUGUUCUUCUGCAACUCAAAUAUGAGUGGCCAAACAGAGCUCAGCCUCCCAGCAGCCGCCGUCCAGGACGCCCUCGCUCAAACACUGCGCAUUCCUACCAUGAACGCUAUGAACCACUACAUGAGGAGACCGACAACACGGCUGAUCUGCGUCCUAUCAUCCGAUCGACCAGGGCAUCUUCGAUCGAGCCCUCUGCCAGAGAGGUCUACCCGCCAGAUGCUUACUCUCAGAGACCUGUUCUGAACAGAACCUCGACAUUUGAGGGACCUACGCAGUUGCGCCAAGAGCAAUCUCCUGGCACAUACCAAUGGCCAUCCCGCGCGGCCAGUGACAACUAUAUUGGUCGCAGAAAUAGCGUGCAGUCCCGGACCAUGGGCAGACCAUAUGUUGAUCCGUACAUGGAGCAGUCGGAGGAUGCUAGUCCUGUUAGCGGCACCAGUCCCGAGAGGACGUAUAUGGGCCGGAACCCAUCUCCAGUCUCUUCGUAUGGAGGUGCUGUCUCGAGAAAGUCCAGCUCUACCACCUUGAACGGCACACCACUGAACAAGAAGGCCCCUCCACCCCCGCCUCCCCGCUCCAAGAAGCCUGCGCCACCACCGCCUCCCAUGAAGCGCCCCAUUCUCAGUGCAGGCGAGUACUGA
Aspergillus luchuensis is the source of this 1296-nucleotide messenger RNA. Its product is annotated as BAR domain protein. The transcript has 5 exons. Gene Ontology annotation, molecular function: protein binding. Gene Ontology annotation, cellular component: cytoplasm. Lineage: Eukaryota; Fungi; Ascomycota; Eurotiomycetes; Eurotiales; Aspergillaceae. The record is from RefSeq and is a predicted model, not a curated record. Bases 1 to 1296 code for a protein of 431 amino acids.